AUGGACACCACACUCCCAGACGCUUCUGCUCCGGCUCCUGCGAAUUCAGCGAAUUUUUUCAGCUCAAAUGCUGCUCUGGCCGGUGCCACGGGCACAGAGGAUAGCGCUUCUAAGAUCAAAGUCACCGAACCCCCCAAGUUUGAGCUUGAAUCCUAUAUUUCCAAUUAUAAGGGACGCACACGUUUCAACCGACUUUAUCUGAUCGGUAUCACCUCGACUGUACUUGCCACCGAUGCUCUCAAGCUCGCGAUAGCUGAGGCUCAAUCUGGGAAGGAUGUUGGGCGAUAUGACAGAUCGGUCCGGGCCCUUGCCGAAGUCGCGCCGUCUGAAAAGGAAGCUUCUCUCGAUUCUGUUUGGGUUCAAGACAUCCAGCGUAGCGUGAGGGCCCAAACGGAUCGUCUGGAAGGUGAACUUCGAGGCUACAAGAACAACUUGAUUAAAGAAAGUAUUCGAAUGGGCAAUGAAGAUCUAGGUAACCACUACUACGAAACAGGUGACCUUAUCUCUGCUUCUAAAGCCUACUCUCGAAUGCGUGAUUACUGUACUACCCCGAACCACGUUGCAUCUAUGCUCUUCAAACUUAUUAGCGUCUCAAUGGAGCGUAAUGACUGGCUUGGCGUGCAAUCCUAUGUGCACCGUCUGCGAAACUCUUCAUCCAAGCCGGAGGACUUAUUCAAAUAUCUCCCUAAGACAGGUGUUGCCCUGGCUUUAGCACAGAUGCAUCAGCGCUCAUAUCUGGAGGCUGCCAAUACUUUCCUAUCUAUUGAUGUUAGCUUGGGCGAGACCUAUCAGGACGUGAUUAACCCCAACGACGUAGCUGUGUAUGGUGGUCUUUGUGCUCUGGCUUCCAUGGACCGCAACGAAUUGCAGCAACGUGUCUUGGACAACAAUUCCUUCCGAAACUUCCUAGAGCUUGAGCCACAUAUCCGGCGUGCAAUUACCUUUUUCUGCAACUCCAAAUUCCGUCUCUGUCUUGACAUCCUGGAGGCCUACCGCGCCGAUUAUUUACUCGAUCUUCAUCUCCAGCCUCAUGUUAACGAUCUAUACAGCCGCAUUCGUACAAAAUCUAUUCAACAGUAUCUUGUGCCCUUCAGCAAUGUCACGCUUGAAUCUAUGGCGACCAUCUUUGCCCCUGGCGUGGUGGGUGGUCAAGCCCAGCCGAUCGGCCUCAAGUCUCCUUUUGUUCAGGAGCUCAUUCGCCUUAUCAAAGAUGACAUUCUUCAAGCUCGCAUUGACCUUGAGAAGGGCUUACUCGUUUCUAAUCAAGCCAACCUGAGAGCUGAUGUCCAAUCCCAGGCACUAGAAAGCUUGAAAGAUUUCAAUCGAGAGGUCCACUGGCGUCUUCUACGUAAUUCCGUGAUCAACGCUGGACCGCAAGCGCCACCUACUGCUGCGGAUCGACGUCAGCGACGAGGUCCAGAUGUCGGGCUAGGAAUGAGCGGUGAUGAUGCAUUUGCUUCGCUCAGCAGCACUGCAUAA
Messenger RNA from Penicillium angulare, 1479 nucleotides. RefSeq names its product COP9 signalosome complex subunit 1. The record is from RefSeq and is a predicted model, not a curated record. Bases 1 to 1479 code for a protein of 492 amino acids. The transcript has 4 exons. Lineage: Eukaryota; Fungi; Ascomycota; Eurotiomycetes; Eurotiales; Aspergillaceae. Gene Ontology annotation, cellular component: COP9 signalosome.